Eimeria necatrix is the source of this 3366-nucleotide messenger RNA. RefSeq lists its product as hypothetical. Bases 1 to 3366 code for a protein of 1121 amino acids. NCBI's taxonomy places the organism in Eukaryota, Apicomplexa, Conoidasida, Eucoccidiorida, Eimeriidae. The record is from RefSeq and is a predicted model, not a curated record. The transcript has 8 exons.
AUGGAGCUUCAAGAGGUGCUGCUGCACGACGGCGUCGCUGCCCUGCUGCAGGAGCACGCACAGGAGUUUGCUGCUGACUGCAGCAGCAGCAGCAGCAGCAGCAGCAGCAGCAGCAGCGGGGAGGGCUGCAACUGUUCACACUGCAAGGCCGCAGCAGCAGCAACAGCAAAAAUACGGGGGCAGUUCGGCAAGUGCCACGUGGCGGUCCUUGCGGGCGUCAUUGAGGAUGCAGCAGCAGCAGAUGCAGCAGCAGCAAAGCAAAAGCCGCAGCAGCAGAAGCAGCAGCAGCAGAAGCAGCAGCAGCGGGGCAAAAGGGCCACAAUAGUAGCGUGCUUCAAGCUUCGGGAGUUCUCUGAAGCAGUUGAGGCGGAGCUUCAGCAGCUGCAGCAGCAGCAGCAGCAAAAUAAAAAGCAGCAGCAGCAACCGUUGCUGCAGCGUCUUGCUGCUGCAGCAGCAACUCACCGCGAACUGCUGCUCCGCGAUUUGCGCAGCGUGAGGGCAGCGCUGCCCCUUGGCGCAGACAUUUUGGGUGUAUGGUCACCUCUGCUGCAGCAGCAGCAGCAGCAGCAAGGGGAGAAGCAGCAGCAGCAGCAGCAGAAGCAGCAGCCGGAGGAGAAGGAAAAGCAGCAGCAGCAGCAACAGCCGCAGGAGGAAAAGAAGCAGCAGCAGCAGCAGCAGCAGGAGAAGGAGAAGCAGCAGCAGCAGCAGCCUCAGAAGGAAGGGGAACAGCAGCAGCAGCAGCAGCAGCCGCAGGAAGGGAAGGAGCAGCAGCAGCAGCAAGCGAAUGAAGAGCAGAAACAGGAGAAUGGGCAGAGUGCUGAGCAACAGCAGCAGCAGCAGCAGCAGCAGCAGCUGCUCGCGCUGCUGCAGCAAUUUGCUGCUGCGCUGAACAAAGCUUUUGUAGACGACGCAGAUGGGGAACCAGACUGCGAUAUCCCGGACUUCAGCAGCAGCAGCAGCAGCAGCAGCAGCAGCAGCAGCUUGCGGAAUGACCGAAUCGCCCUGGCACUUCUUCCUUCCGACCAGCAGCAGCAGCAGCAGCAGCAGCAGCAGCAGCAGAAGCAGACGGAGGAGGAGAAGCUGGCUGAGUCGUUCAAGGCGUUUGUCGUCUCAAGCCAAGAGACAGCAGCAGCAGCAGCAGCAGCAACAGCAGCAGCAGCAGCAGCAGCAGAUGCGGCGCUGAGAGUUGCAGUCAAAGACGUGCGGCUGCUGUGGCAGCAAAGCAAAGAGUGGCUGCUGCUGCAGUCGCGGCUGCCUCUCGAGCUGCUGCUGUCUUCAGCAGCAGUAGGCGAGCUGCUGCAGCAGCAGCACGCUGCAGCCUGCUGCUGCAGCAGGGGCCUGCUGCUGCCGCUGCUCACUCCGCCAGCUGCUGAAGAGCUGCUGCAGCAGCUGCAGCUGCAGACGCAGCUGCUGCUGCAGCAGCAAGGCCUCUUCUUCUGCCUUCCAGACGGAUCCUGGGUGUCACCCACUGCAGCAAACAGCAGCAGCAGCAGCAGCAGCAGCAGCACGCUGGCUGCGGCGCUUUCUGCUGCGAAGAAAGCUGGAAGGCAGCAGCAGCGGCAAGUCAGCAGCAGCAGCAUCAGCAGCAGCGCCGAAGCAAUGACUGGGUGUCUCGAAUUUGCUGCGCAAAGCGCGCUGCAGUACCCCCAGCAGCAGCAGCAGCAGCAGCAGCAGCAGCAGCAGCAGCAGCAGAUGGAGGGGCUGCUGCUGCAGGUGCCUGUGUGUCGCCGCCUCGGCAGCGGCGCUGCAGCAGCUGUGGGGUCCCACAUUUUAUGUGCUGCUGCUGCUGCUGGGGUUCCUGCUGCAGCAGCAGAGAGUGAAGGCAGCCUUUUGGGUCCUGCUGCUGCAGCGCUGUUUCCUGCAGCAGCAGCUCGCAAGGUGCUGCAGGCGGAGAAGCAGCAGCAGCAGCAAGACGUGCUGCAGCAGACACUUGCUGCGCAGCGCGCAGCAGCAGCAGCAACUGCAGGGAAGACCAGAAGCUGCUGCCUGCUGCAGUGCGAUGUGCUGGUGCUGCUGCGGAGAGACACGCAGCAGCUAGCAGCAGCAGAGUUGCUGCUUGCUGCGCUGCUGCAGCAGCUGCGCUUCCUGGGCGCGUCUUUCUCGCAGAUGGCAGCAGCAGCAGCAACAGCAGCAGCAGCACCUGCUGCUGAUGCUGCGCAGCCAAAGCUGCGGAAAGGGCCCUAUGGAGCUCAGCCUUUGCUGCUGCACUCUUUGCUGCUGCCAGAUAAUUUGUCGCUGCAGUUCUCCGUCUCUUUUGCUGCCUUCUUGCUGCAGCAGUUUGCUGUGCCUGUUGCUGUCUGCAGCACAGAGCAGCCUAGUAAGCAGCAGCAGCAGCAGCAGCAGCAGCAGCAGCAGCAGCAGCAGCAGCAGCGGCAGCAGCAGCACGGGCAAGAAAACAAGCGAACAAGCUGCACGAACCCAGAAAUAGCAGCAAACAGACGCAGCAGCAGCAGCAGCAACAACAGUAGCAGCAGUAGCAGUAAUAGCAGCAGCAACAGCAGCGGCAGCAGCUGCAGCGGCGGCAGCAGCAAUAGCAGCAGCAACAGCAGCAGCAGCAGCAACAGCAACAGCAGCAGCAGCAGCAGCAGUAGCAGCAGCAGCAGCAGCAGCAGCAGCAGCAAACUUAUUUCGCCCCACCUGGGCUUGUGCACGGGCCCCAAGGGCUUCCGCCGCUGCCGUGCUGCUGCUGUGAGGGGCUUUUUAGAAUACUUUCAUUAUCUGCAGGAAGUGCCGACCCACUGGGACAUUCAGACGCUCCUAAAGAGAGCCGAUGAGGCCUUUAAAGACCACCAGGAAGUGCCGACCCACUGGGACAUUCAGACGCUCCUAAAGAGAGCCGAUGAGGCCUUUAAAGACCACCAGGUGGGCACUCCGCGGUGGAUCGGCACUGUGGAGGCGCACUUCGUGGUGGGUCUUCUCUUUGGCUGCGGCAGCCGCAUUUUGCAUUUGCAGCAAAUGGAAGACUUGGAAGACCAUUUCCAACUUUUGCUGCAGCACUUCCAGCAGCAGCAAACCCCAGUGCUCAUCGGCGCUGGCCAGUUCGCCUUUUUGCUGCUCGGAGUAGCCCAGGACCUCGACACCGGAGGUGCUGCUGCUGCUGCUGCUGCGGAGGAGGAGGAGGAGGUUGCUGCUGCUGCUGCUGCGGAGGAGGUUGCUGCUGCUGCGGAGGAGGAGGAGGUUGCUGCUGCUGCGGAGGAGGUUGCUACUGCUGCUGCGGGGGUUGCUGCUGUUGCUGCUGCUGCUGCUGCUGCUGAGGUCGCUGCUGCUGCUGUCGCAAUAGGUUUCCUUACAAGAGCAGCAGAAGGAUCUUUCGUCAAUUUGCUGCUGCCCCACACCGUCACGGAAGAAGGCCAGCUCAUCUUCUGA